Molecule: messenger RNA, 1480 nt
Organism: Brassica oleracea var. oleracea
Lineage: Eukaryota; Viridiplantae; Streptophyta; Magnoliopsida; Brassicales; Brassicaceae
Exons: 5
Coding region: 1-1302 (433 amino acids)
Source: RefSeq, a predicted model, not a curated record
AUGGGACGUGCAAAGCAGACUAAACGUGGAAGGAGACAAUCAAAGAAGUCAAAAAAGGCAGAUAAUGACGAAGUUGAGUUCGUUUGUACUAUCCAAACACAUGAAGAAGAACAUGAAGAGGAACGUGGGCAGCGACAGGAACAGGAAGAGGAACAUGUGGAGGAACGAGAACCGGAAGAAAAACAUGAGGAGGAGCAACAACAGGAAGAGGAGCGUCAACCAGAGCAACAUAAUGGCGACGAGCCUGAAGGUGAGAUAGAACAUACUCAGGAGGCUGAAGGUGGAACCUCCCGUAAUAAAAAACGUGGUCCAACAAUGAUGAGAGACCUAGCCAAAGAUCCAAAUACCAGAGUUCAUGUCGAUUUCACUUUUAUGGGAGAAGCUUAUGGUCCUGGUUUAGUCAAGCUAUCUUCAUAUUUGGGUCCGUUGGUAAGGGAGCACGUGCCUGUUACAGUUGAAAAUUGGAAAAAAAUUACUGAAGAAGUGAAGACAGUGCUUUGGAAAUCAGUCCAGGAAGCUGUUGGUCAUAUUAUUGCAUGGCCGAAGAAAAAAUGCGUGGAACUAGGUCUGGGGCUUGAACAUGAAGACAUUGCACCACUGGGCUCAAGAGCAAAUUCUCUCAACAAAUGCAAACUUCUGGAUUUGUCUGAUGAUAGUGUAGUUGUUGGUGAAGGGAGUUGGCAGACAAAAGAACCAAAAGCAUUGGUUAAUGGACUUCCUCUAGGACCUAAAGCAAUUAAAGUAUUCUUGGAUGUUGUACAUGAGCAUGAAACAUAUUUAUGGAGGCCUACGAUGGAUCAUUCCUACCUGGAGGACUGCUUACAUUCUUUUAUGUCAUGGCCUGCUAGCAAAGUUGUCUUUGACAAUCCACCAGAAGCAACAAGAGGACAAUCUCCUACGGGUAUGAAAGUUACAUCGGUUGGUUAUAAGUCGCCUACUGAUACAAGUGGUAGAAAAGGUGCAAAAUCAGGAGCAACAACAUCAAUUCAUACUGAGGAGUCUCCUGCAACUGAUCAGUGUCAGCUUAAGCAUGGAUCUCAGACAAUGAAACAGAAUCAGAAGUGCAAAUUGAUGGACAUUGGUGAGAGGAAACAAGUUGUUGCUGAAGGUCGUAUCCAUUCAACAGACCCAACUCAACUGGUCCACUUUGUGCGCUUGGGUCCGAAAGCAGCUAGAGUGUGGGUAGAUGCAGUGCUCGUAGAUGAUGCAGAAGUUUGGAGGAAAUCAGAUGAAAUAGAGAGUUUGAAAGAUGCACACGGUUCAUCAAUUGCAUGGCCAAUUGAUAAAUUGGUCAUAUUUUAAGCUGCUCAGCUGAGGGAAUGAAGAACUUAGGUCCAGAUUUAGCUAGUGUUUAAGCUAGGCUAAUGAACUUGAUGUAUGAUAUUAUUGCUUAUGACUUUGGUUUGUGUUUUAGAACUGCAUCAGUAACACUUAUGUAUAAUGACUUAUGUAUGUCAAACUUAUUUUAUGAAAGGGUUAG